This is a messenger RNA of Leptopilina heterotoma, 4397 nucleotides long. RefSeq lists its product as uncharacterized. Bases 2872 to 3876 code for a protein of 334 amino acids. NCBI's taxonomy places the organism in Eukaryota, Metazoa, Arthropoda, Insecta, Hymenoptera, Figitidae. The record is from RefSeq and is a predicted model, not a curated record. The transcript has 5 exons.
CUUGCCAGUCGAUUCUGGAGCCUCGAACUGAGUGUAUCUUUUCUUUACAAUAUAUAUAUAAUAAAAAACAAAAAAAAAAUCGCGCAAUUUACGUUGCUUAUUUAAAAAUCUAAAAAAUAUUUAAAAGAAAAUAAACGGUAAAUAAUACCUCGUGGAUGUGUAUGCAUACAAUCACAUCGACGCACGUACGUACAUUGUGUAUUAUUCACAUCGUACGUCGUCGUCGUGGUGAAAAUUAAAAAUUGUUUUGCAUUCAAAUAUUAAAAUUAAUUUUUAAAAUAAAAAUAAGAAAAAAAAAGAAAUAAGAAACAAAAAAAAGGAACUGAACUGCAAUAGUGCGAAUAAAUUCGAAAGGAGAGAAGAGAGAAACACCGGAAUACUAAAAUAAGAACUUUCAAAAAUUUACUGCUAUUAAUUACCAAAAAAAAAUUUGUUUUUCUCUCUAAAAAUGUUAUGCUCUUUCUACAAAAAAAAAACUAUUUUUAGUGAUUAAAGUGAUCUUUGGAUUCUUUUAAAUUGCCACACACAAACUGUUGCUGAUCCCAUCGUUAAAUAUUCAGAAUCCGAUAAUCGCAAUCUACUGCCCGCCGGACCACAUCAUACAAAACGCCUCAGAAAAGCUCAUUGUGCUUUCGAAUUCACUGUGAAAGAGAACCACCUUGCUCCAAUUUUCAGUGUCUCUUCUUCCUUCAAAAAGACUGAAACCAAAAAUACUCAUCAUUGACAUCUGUACAAGAACCUAAAAAUCAUCAAAAAAAAAAAAAUUGAGGAACUACAGCUACAAAUCUUUACCAGAACCUUAAAAUUAUCAGAAUUACCUUGGAAAGAAAUUCAGAAAAUACCGGUAACAAUUGUACAAGAAUGUAAAAAUCAUCAGCAUCGAAAACAAAUCCAACGCGUCAAGAAAUUAUUUCAAAAAUAGAUAAUUGUCGAAAACUAACAGACAUUUGCAGAUAAAUACAGUCGAAAAUCUUUAUAGGAACUAAAAUGUUCUCAGCAUCAUCAUCAUUGUCAAGAAAUUGAAAAAAAGCUAAAAAUCUGGACACAACAUUUAAAAAUCGUUAGGAUCUUCAUCUGUACAAAAAUUGUCAGCAUCAUUAUCAUUGGCAACAAAUUUCGACAAAUAGACAAUUAUGGAAAAUUAACAAACAUUUUUAGACAAAUACAGCUGAGAAUCUGUACAAGAACCAAAAAAUCAUCAUCAUUGUCCGGAAAUUGAGAAAGUACCACCGAAAAUCUGUACACAAGAUUUAAAAAUCGUUAGGCUCUUCAACAUUAUCAAUCAUUUUAAAAAGUACAACUGGAAAAUCUGUAAAAAAAAUCGUCAGCAACAUUAUCAUCAUCUACUUUCAAAAAUUAUACUGCAGCAUGAUCAUCAUUCUGCGGCAAUAAAUAAAUAAAUUGGCUAAAAUUAACAAAAACUUUCAGAUUUGUACAACCGAAAAUCUGUACAAACAUUUAAAAUUCGUCAGCAUCUUCAAAAUUGUCAAUAAAUUAAUAAAGUAGAACUGGAAAAUCUCUACAAAAAUCGUCAGAAUCAUUAUCGUCAUCAACUUCCAAAAGUAGAUCAUUAUGCCGCAUCAAUAAAUAAAUAAUGUGACUAAAAUUAACAGAAACUUUGAAAAUCUGUACAAAAAUUAAAAAUUCGUCAGCAUCUACAACAUUAUCAAUAAAUUAAGAAAGUACACCCGGAGAAUCUGUACGAAAAUUCGAAAAUCAUUAGCAUCAUUAUCAUUGUCGACAAACUGCUUCGAAAAAAAAAUCAUUAUGGAAAAUUAACAGUCAUUUUCAGAUAAAUUCCGUUUGAAAAUUUGUACAAGAAAUCAGCAUUAUAAUCAGCAUCAUAAUCAUCAUCAUCAUCAUCGACGUCAACAAAUUGAGAAAAAUCAAACAACUUGAGAAACAGAUCACCAUGAAAAACUAACAAGCAUUUUCAGAUAAAUACAGAAAAGAGAAAAUCUCGAGAUAAAUGGCGAUUCCUUUCCAAGUGUUACUUCUACCUUGACAAUUAUUCCCCGAGGAGGAGGAGCAAAAAAAAAAAAAACGCCAGCGAAGGAGAGAUUUCUUUCUGAAAUAUAGCCAAUUUAAGGAAUUGCGAAUGUAUGCAGAGAGAGGGAACGAUGAUUCACUUGUUAAGCUUGACAUUGGUUAGAUGAUACAUCAAGAAUGAGGCGAAAGGAGUGGUAUUAAGAUCCAAAAAUGGAUUGGCUGCCUCUAUUCAGGUAGCCAAAAAUAAAAACCCAAAAAAAGGUGGCAAAAAAAAGUCUACUAUCCAUGUACAUAAAAAUAGAAAGAAAUAAGAGCAAUUGUACAGACGCAAGUGAUUGAAGGAAAAAAAUAAUAUUCAAAAUAAAACAAACCAAAAGAGAAAGACUGAAAAAAUGUAGGUUUUGCAACAAAACACAUUACAUAUCUAAAAAAUGAAAUUUUUCAUCAAGAAGAAAUCACACGAUACACUAUACACUUUGUUCUUAAAAUACAAAACAAUAAGAACCUCCUUUUUGGAUCUCACUAUCAAAAAUUAAAGUCCUCAGUGAAAAAAAUUUAAAUAUUAAAAAAUUUAUUUGGGCAAUAAAUACACAGUACAAAGUUUAUAUUUAUACAUAUACAUAAAGACAAAUUUGCAAAAAAAGGAAAACAAGAAAAAAUUGUGAAACUAGAGAACAGGGAAUUAGUGCAUACGAAUUAGUGCUGCAAGGGAAAUAAAAAGAAGAUUUUAGAUUUUUUCGUCACUAUUUGUAACAAUUAUAGAAUGGGGAUCGAAUGAAAAUGAAAAAAGUGUGAGAAAGGAAAAAGAAAAGAUUAGUGUUUGUGAGUUGUGUGUGAAACUGCGGUUCUCCGAAGUGCGGAAAGCCUUCUUAAUCGAACAGAAUGGGUUGUGGGCAGAGUAAGAUUGGUAACAUUUAUCCCAAGAACAAGAAGAACAAAAGUACCUCGAAGAAGGGCGACUCGAUACGUUCUGCAUCAAUUGAACACAAAAACGGAAAUGGCAGCGUCAAGGGUAACAAGACGAACAAUAAUGGGGCCGAGGUUAAUCGAAAUGAAGAUCAUAAUGGUUCCAUUGACAUAAAGUCGCAGGCAAAGAAGAAAUCAGGAGGACCUGGAAGUGGCCCUUUGCUACAACAAGCAGAGAUAUCUUCUAGUCAAUUGGAUUUCUUCAAAAUGCUUGACGAAAAAAUUGAAAAUGGACCAGAUUAUGACGAGAGUAUCGAUGCAUCAGCAUCAGCGGAUCGAAUAACAGGCUUGCUCCGUCGCUGGGAGCUUGCCAGUAUUUCAUGCUCGAGUCUAACAGAAAUGAGGAGUGUUUCAACAAUAAAAAAUCACGCGAGCAUAUUGUAUACACCGAGACAGAGCCUAAGUGCCAAGGAUCGUGAGGGCAUGAGAAAUAUAAUUGGUGGUCGUCCAGAGAGUGCUCCUGUUUAUAUGACAGCAAAUCGUAUCGACGGUCUCCAAGAGACGCUCACUGCAUCGCCAAAUAUGCCACGCCACGUUCUUGAAUCAAUUAGCCAGAGUCCAACACAAAGUCUAAAAAGUAUGACACCACCUGGAAUGUCGCCAAUAAAUCAACGCUAUCAAGACUACAGGGACAGUAAUUAUCAAAAAAUUCCAAAAAUCACCAAAGCAGCAGCAUCAGCAGCAGCACAGUACUCGCAUGUACAAAAUUCCCUAAAUGGCGAUUUUCUCACUCAACAACAGAAUCUUUAUCGUGAACAAUAUCUCCAACAAACCGGUAUGGUCACAAUUCCAUCGCAUUAUUCCGUUGUUGGCUCGCCAGCUGGAAAAAAUAAUCCCUACGUUCAACAAUUUCAAAUAACAAAUUCAAAACAUUUUCCUGCACCGAGAAAAAGGGACUUUAAUGCGGCUCAAAUGACGUGACCAGAGAGGGCCCGAACCACGUGAUAAGACUGAACAAAAAAUAUUUAGAUGAAAACAAAACAAAACAAAAGCUCUCGGGGAAAUUUUCAAAAAUUCUCGAGAGGAUCUCCGAAUUGAUCAGCUGCCGAAUUUUUGUGAGAGGGGAAAUUGAUAUACUCAAUUCCAAGGCAUAAUCAUUUCUCACACUUGAAAAAAAAGAAUUUUCAUUUUAAUUUUAGGUAUAGCAUUACUCUUGAGAUUUCGAAAAAUUCACAAGAGAAUCUAAAACAGAUUGUGACUCCCUUUUUUUCAGUGUGAGAAUAAAAGAGAUGAGCGAAAAGAGAAAAUGAUGUUCUCUAAAAAAUAUAUGUAUAUAGAGAGGGGGAGAGAGAUGCUAGGAAAGGCCUAAGGCAAAUAGCGCAUUGAGAGACGGAUUUGGCACCUAGGGCAAAUCGUUCAGAAAACUAUUUUCAAAUAUAUUUGAGACAGAAAGUCGAAUUUAUUUGACAUUCGCGCCAUGAUUUACUGCGGUACAUUAGUUU